Molecule: messenger RNA, 3316 nt
Organism: Oxyura jamaicensis (ruddy duck)
Lineage: Eukaryota; Metazoa; Chordata; Aves; Anseriformes; Anatidae
Gene: MAP9
Product: microtubule associated protein 9
Exons: 14
Coding region: 251-2311 (686 amino acids)
Biological process (GO): regulation of mitotic cytokinesis; mitotic cytokinesis; mitotic spindle assembly
Cellular component (GO): astral microtubule
Molecular function (GO): microtubule binding
Source: RefSeq, a predicted model, not a curated record
UUGCUCAUACAGAUUACGGAUGAUCUGUCGGAUGGUCGGCUCAGCAGGAUGUGUGCUGCUUGGCAAAGCACCUGGUCAGCUGCAGGUUGGUAUUUGUUGGUGUAUUGCACAAGCACCUUCUGGGAAAUAAGAAUCAGAGUAUCGGGAGAUGUGAGCACCAAAAAGAGCUAAAGUGAGUUUGUUCUUUACAGAAAGAGCUGUCUACCUGAAUCCAUAGUGGAAAAUUUUGGACAGCCACCUGCCUCUGAGAAUGGGGUGGAUGAAAACAUGUCCUUCCAGUCUUACUGCGGUGGCACGAACUGAGUGGAGUGUGUGUAUCCACCUCAUGGGUGAGCUACAAGAAGCAAUUUCUGCUAAUGCAGCGACGGAGCAAACAGCUGUUUACUACUCAGAUGACUUUGAGAGUGAAGAAGUUGCCUCGUUAAACAGUAUCGUGGAGGAACGUCGUAAAAGCAAUUCAGAUGCUGACAGCAGUAAGAAAUCUGUUGGUUUUGAGAGUCCUCUCUCAGAUGAUGGUGCAUCACAAAAAGCAGCUGACUUGGAAAAUGAAGGUGCUGAUGACUUGACUUUAUCCUUUCAUGAAAGAAAGCUUCAGGAAAAAACACUUUCAGAAAGUGAAAACAUACAAGAUGACAGAAUAAAUGAAGUGCGCUGUUUGGAAAGUAAAAAUGAAGACAAUGAGAGAAAAAAUAAUGAGGAGCAUUCAGCUGCUGAGUUACAAUGUCAUAUGAGUGAGAUUGACCACUGCAAUGAUUUGCCUAUGGCUGAACUAAAGAAAGAAAGAAAGGCCGUUACGCUGGAUCAAAAGGAAAAGAAACCAAUACCAAAGCCAAGGGUGCACAAAACAAGAAAUAGAUCAGCAUCAGGUGGCUCUUAUAAAGCAUCACCUCAACCAAGAAGUAUCUGGAGAAAAAGUGGCCCCAUGAAAGACAAUGAGUUUAGUAGGUCAGAAGAAAAAAUAACUCACAGAAGUGGAUUGUCUUCAUUUUCGGCACCAUCAUCCUUAACUUCUCUGAAUACCAGAGACUCGUCUGAGAAAAAAGCGCUUGCUGAAAGCCCUGGGCCGGAAGGUCCAUGGCUAGAAAGUACUUCACUACCAUUUUCCAUUAAUUUUACUUCCCACAAUAAGAGAUCUGGAGACUCCAGUUUAGUGAUGUGUGGAGAAACACCACUUUCAGAAGAUGAGAGGAAGGAUACCAGCCCCAGUGACUUGAAACUGGAGGAUAAUAUUAGCGAAACCCUUUCUGUGAUAGAAGCAAUGACCACGACAGCACAUGAGAAAACAAAGAAAUUAGAGAAGUCAACAGAUGACAGUUCAGAUAAAAAGGAGAACGUUGUGCAAGGGCAAACAGUAACCGAUACAGUACAGGAAGUGUCAGUAGAUGGUCAGUCUGACCAUGUGGAGUUGAAGAAUACUUCAGAGGACUUUGUCAAGAAACAAAGUGAAACAACAGCAACAGUUCUACAAAAUUCAAAACCUUCAUCUUGCAGGUCUUUGUCUUCUGCACACUUAAAGAAAAAAGCAAAAGCUGUUCCAUCAGCUACAGCUGUUUCACCUCAAUACUUGGGAACAUUGAAGGUGUUGGAGAGUAAACACUUGGAGAAGAACAGUAGAGAUUUAGACAAAGCAGAUAGUUUACGAGCAGCUGUUUUCCAGAAUUGGCUGGAAAAAAAAAGAGCUUUACUACUGGAAUUAAAGAGAAAUGAAAAGAAAAAAGCUGAAAAUCUGAGGAUCAAUACUGAAAAGAAAGAAGCUGAUAAAAGAAAGGAAGCAAUUGCAUCUUUUGAAGCCUGGAAAGCAAUGAAAGCAAAAGAAGCAAAGAAGUUAAGUGAAAAAAAGAAGCUCGAGGAAUUUAAGAAAAAGAAAGCAGAAGAACAGAAUGCGGAGAAAACAGAAGCAGCACAGAAGGCAUUUGAAAAAUGGAAAGAAAGAAAAACAGAAUAUUUAAGAGAGCAAAGCAGAAAGGAAAAACAGUCUGAAAGAAUCAGGAAGAAGAAAGAAGAGGAAUUGGCUGAAGAAAAGAAGAAAGACAACGUAUCAGCAGUUGAAAAAUGGAAUGAAAAAAAGGAAGAAUAUAUAAAACAAAAGAAGGCAGUAAAAAUCCUAGAGAGAAGAAAGCAAGAAAUACAACAGACAAAGAAGGAUGAAAAAGAUAAAAAGGCUAUUGAAGAAUAUGAAAGAUGGCUGAAAAGGACAGAGAGGAGAGAGCAGCUUGAGAGGAAGCAAAAGAAGCUUCAGGCUGCCUGUGGGGAUGAAGUACGUUCUCCCUGGAGUCCACCUGGUAAAGUCAUGUAUUCAAGGAAUUACUGAGCGGUCUAUUGAGUCCCAUGAGAAAAGAUCAUUUGCAAACCUCUGACAGUGAAUAGUCAUUUCAAUAACAGCUGCUUUUCACUGAAUCUGUAAUAGAAGUUGCGUCCUUUCUUUUUAUUUAGUACAAUCUCUGGAGAUUGGUUUUCCAGUGCUUUAUCAAAUGCACUAAUUUUUGCAAUUCUGCAUCUUAGUCUUGCUAAAUACUACGUUACUUCAUUCCUUUUUUGUGGAAGUCUCUAUUCAGGAUAUGUAAGACUGGACCCUGGUAUUUUUUUUUUUCCACACAGUAAGUAGCAGUUUGUUUAGCAGAAUGGUUAUAUUUAAGUUAUUAGGCCUCAUUACUAUUCAACAUGAGUAAUGACAGUAAUUAGUCAAAAUGAGUGGUCAGUUGCAACUAUGCACAUUCAGAAUCAGGAAAAAAAAAAGGAAGGAAAGACUUAAGUGUUUGCCUUCAGAAAUGUUUUAGAGACAAUCUAUUUAUAAAUCUAUUUAUAUUGAUGAACAGGUGAUAAAGAAUUCAAUAAAAGGGAAAGUACAAGCAAGGGAGCUUAACUGUAUAUGCAGGAUGAAAGGACAGUAUUGAUGAUGUAUGUGUUUGAAAUGCUUCUCUCACUUUAUCUGCAAGACCAUUCUCGCAUGGGUAGUGGAGAGGCAAAAGCAGCUCUUUCUUAUGUGGUAGGUAAGAGUGUAUUUGUGAAGAAAGUACAUCAUAAAGAAUGUUCCUGCCAUGAAGAAGUUGGGACUGGGGAGUUAAGCGUGGAAGAACUGUGAAGGCAGGAGGAGGAUGGGAAAGGAGACGUUAGCUGUCUUGUGGUAGAGCAAAGACAUAAAGCUAAGCAGUAUGGUGGGGAAAUGUUGUUUUCAUGCAUUGAGAUGAGCUGCAGAGAACACAUUUAACCCUUUGAUUAUGUUACACUGUGAAAUAAAAAAACAACUUUAAUUUAAAAGUGCAUCAUGCAGAAACAGCCUUUCAUGGGGGCAAAUUCAGUUAGCUAUGGGAUCGUA